AUGGCCCCUAAACGAGCAUCAAAGACACCAGCUGGAGCCACCCCUAAGCGCCAGAAGAAAGUGAUGACUCUGCAGGAGAAGGUGGAGUUGUUGAAUAAGUUAAGGGAGGGAAUGUCGUUCGCUGCUGUGGGGCGACUGUACAACGUGAAUGAAAGCACCGUACGUACCAUCAAGAAAAAGGAAAAAGAUAUCUGUGAUGCUGUAAGUGCCAGUGCUCCACGCAGUACUAAGCAUGUCAGCCAAGUGAGGGAGAAGGCAAUGGUGAAGAUGGAGAAUGCCUUGUUUUUGUGGAUAGAGGACCAGCAUCGGAAAGGUGUAGUAGUGGACUCUAUCCUUAUCCAGGAGAAAGCUAAGUCUCUACACACACGCUUCACGCCUGCAGCUAAGGAACCCGUACCCAGUACCAGUGCUGCUACCCCCACACCCGAGACACCUCAGACACCUCCGACACCUUUCCAAGCCAGCAAGGGGUGGUUUGACAAUUUCAAGCAUCGAUUUGGCCUGAAGAAUGUGAAGAUGACUGGGGAGGGUGCGUCAGCAGACACCAUGGCUGCAAAAACUUUCCCAGCAGAGUUGAAAGCAAUACUCGAGGAGCAGGGUUACAAGCCAGAACAAGUUUGGAAUAUGGACGAAACAGGUUUGUUCUGGAAAAAGACGCCACAGCGCACUUUCACCGCCAAAGAAGAACGCCGUGCACCAGGAUUCAAGGCAGCCAAGGAGAGGUGCACCGUGCUAUUUUGUGGCAAUGCUGCGGGUCACCUCAUUCGCCCAGGCUUCAUAUACAAGUCUAAGAAACCGCGUGCAUUCAAACACCGCGACAUGAGCUUGCUGCCUGUUUUCUGGAUGUACAAUAAGAAGGCCUGGACAACGAGCGACCUGUUUCUCAACUGGUUCCACCAUUGUUUCCUGCCAGAGGUCGAACGCUACCUGCACCAGAAAGGAUUGGAGUUCAAGAUCCUGCUAAUCCUCGACAAUGCUCCUGGUCAUCCACAGUCAGUGGAGGUGCUGCAUGAAAAGGUACAGGUGUUGUUCCUUCCACCCAACACCACUGCACUUAUCCAGCCAAUGGACCAGGGAGUUAUCAAGACGUUCAAGGCUAACUACAGUAAACGUGUGAUGGCCAGACUGCACUCAGCCUUAGACCAUGAUCAAAACCUGGAUGUGCUUCAGUACUGGAAGAACUUCAACAUUGCCGACUGCUUAUCUUUGGUGGCUCAAUCUUUCAAGGAUGUGAAGCCUGAGACAGUGAAUGCCUGCUGGAAAUCACUGUGGCCUGAAUGUGUGAAAGAUUUCACUGGAUUUUCUCCUGAUGAAGCCAUCGCAGAGGCGGUGAAAAAGACCCUGGCACUGUCGAGGAAAGUGGCUGUUGAAGGCUUCCAGGACAUGGCAGAGGACGAGAUUAGGGAGCUAAUAAAGAACACGACAUUGAGCUGA
Molecule: messenger RNA, 1434 nt
Organism: Homarus americanus (American lobster)
Lineage: Eukaryota; Metazoa; Arthropoda; Malacostraca; Decapoda; Nephropidae
Product: tigger transposable element-derived protein 1-like
Exons: 2
Coding region: 1-1434 (477 amino acids)
Cellular component (GO): nucleus
Molecular function (GO): DNA binding
Source: RefSeq, a predicted model, not a curated record